Messenger RNA from Malaya genurostris, 5334 nucleotides. Its product is annotated as neuropeptide Y receptor type 2-like. Gene Ontology annotation, cellular component: membrane. Lineage: Eukaryota; Metazoa; Arthropoda; Insecta; Diptera; Culicidae. The transcript is spliced from 8 exons. The record is from RefSeq and is a predicted model, not a curated record. The coding region runs from base 158 to 1474 and encodes 438 amino acids. Gene Ontology annotation, biological process: G protein-coupled receptor signaling pathway. Gene Ontology annotation, molecular function: G protein-coupled receptor activity.
AUUAAUGCCUAAGAAAGAGUUAGCUGGUGCGUUAUAACAUCCAUUGUGACAAAAGCUAAUCAGAAUCAAUCAGUUCGCGAGAUAGUGAAACCUGUGAAUCGAACGGUUAAUCUGGAAGCAACCCUUAUCAAUCAUUGCUCGCUGCUUUUCCUGAAACAUGAGAACCGGAUUCAAUCUACUAUCGGAAAAUGCUCCUUUAUUGAGGAUUCCUGCUCCCAGAUUUUUCUGGGCUGUUCCAAAACCGCUCAACACGUCUCUGUACUCCUACCCGGCUGAAAUUUGGGAUCAUAUUCCGGACAAAGACAUUAUUAUUAAGCUAACCAUUCUAAUUCCGAUAGUUUUGUUUGGAAUUCUGGGAAAUGCUGCCCUGUUGGAAAUCAUUUUUUCAAAUCGUGCCCUGAGAACACCAGCCCAUUUACUUAUAGCGAACCUGGCACUCAUUGAUUUGGUCACAUUGAUUCUGUGUCCUCCGAUAUUUCUGCUACAUGACAUUCACCAAAGCUACGUUCUUGGGCCUGUUGGAUGUAAGCUGGAAGGGUUCAUUGAAGGUGGAUUACUGAUAACAUCAAUUCUGGCACUAUGCGUAGUAAGUUACGAUCGACUGGCAGCUAUCGUACUUACGGCGAAAGCGCGGAUGAAACAGAGCGGAACAAUGUGCAUCAUAGGACUCAGUUGGUUUUUGGGAUUUACGGCCGCUUUACCACUAGCGAUUUAUCGAAAUUUUAUGGAACGCGAUUGGAAUAACUUUCACGAAACGUUCUGUUCCGAGGACAGCGAGAUUAUGCCCAUGUUUUGGAAUUACGUCAUUGUGUUGCUAGUGUGGAUACCAUUAGGAGUGAUGGCGGUGACCUACAGUGCCAUCUUUUGUAAACUGGACCGGUAUGAGAGGGCAGCUAUGAACAGAGAACAUCCGAUGGUAGUGCGAUACAAAAGUCGAGUAGCAAGAACUCUGUUCAUAGUCUUGAUGGCGUUCGUGGUGGUGAGGAUACCGUUUACAGUAUUGAUUAUGGUUUAUUACAGGAACGUUGAUAAAUUCAAUACAUUCGAGGUAAAUGAGAAUUUCAUUUUGCUUUGGUGGGUAGCUAAAGUGGCAUUCAUAUUUUUGUACUCGGCAAUGAAUCCAGUGAUAUAUGGUAUGACCAAUAGAACUUUUCGCAAAGCUUACAAAAGUUCAAAAAUUCUUGGGAUACUUUGGAAAAUCGACAAAGAGAAGUUGUCCAAUGAGCCCGAGAACAAAAGUCAACAAGCGAUUACUCGUAAAACUUUCUGGCCACGUGGUCCAUAUGAAGGAGGUAAAUUAGAAAAACAGUCACAGCGCCAUUGGAGCGGGAAAAAUAGGUACAUCGUAGCAAAUUGGUUGAAUUCUACCAUUCGUCACAAGGAUAAACAUCGAAGUCUUGCACCACAGGAUGAAAAAGACCAGCGAAUGGAAGCAGUUGACACAAAAUCUUCCGGGGUGGCACAAAACAAUUAGUCGAUCUAGAAGGAUCAGAACAUUGUCCGAACAAUAAUGUGUUUGUUUUCAAGUAUUUAUCUACGAAGUCAGAUUUUGCUGAUUGAUUGAGGAAAACGUUCACCAUUUUGGAUGUCUCGAGCAACAAAACCAUUAGCAUUAUAAAUGAUAAUGUCAACAUAAAAUUUGUUGAGCAAUUCUCUCAAGCAUUCAGAACGGCUCGUGCAUAUAAUACAAUAUUCAAAGAUUCCGCUCUAGAUUCAUAGCAUUUGCUUCAUAAGUUUGCUUGAAGGUGACUGAAAUACUAAGUUUCGGCCGAUCAACCAAAUUGUUUUAAUUGGUAAAUGAAGUUACACUCCUAGUCAGUCGCGCUUUGACAUGCAACUCUAAAGGAAAGUCCUUGCAUUACAUUCCUUUUGUGGAAUUCGGCCUUCCUGUUUCAACAGAUUUCGCAGCCGAUUCAUAGUGUACAUAAUCAUUGCAUGGCUAGUACCAGUGCAGUAAAACUUCAUUCAAUUCAAUUGAAACUGAAUGUGGAACACAUUGACGAUCUCUCUAAUGCAGUACACUUCACUUCCUGACACACACAAUGUUUGCUGACGGCCCGAACGGGCAGCAUUCAGUUCAUCACUCGUUUCUCUUCAAUCGAGGCUCAGUUUACCCACCGUCAGUUGAUCUCUUGAAGUAACAAAAAAAUAUCUCUUUCAAUAGUGUGAGAGCGGCCUUCAAAUGAGGUUCAUGUAAACAUUGAAAUUGGUUCAAGAUAAUAGAUGAAAGUCAAACCAGAUAGCUGAAAUAUCAAUCACAGAAUACACAUAAAUUAAUUGUUUCCUCCUUCAGUUUUCAUUUUUAGUACUUUUAUCCAUUUAUAAUUCUAUUCGUUCGAAAUUGUUUACUACCAAGAGCGAAGGCAAUGAAGCAGCUACACUACUUGGCACUCGAAACUGAGCAAGCAAAACUUCAAAUGACUAGGUACGAUUAUUCAACUGACGAUGAAUUCCUGGAGCUUCACUUGAAAAUGGCAGCAAAAGUCAAGUGAAUUAGUAGGGAUAUGCUGACGGUCAGCGGCCAUAAAUUUCAUUUUCAUCUUAUAUUAUUCGAUUGAAAAUGAAAUUUUACCGCACUGGCUAGUACUACGGAUCCUACUGACACUAAGAAUUAGAGAUGGGCAAUUCGUUCGCGAACGGUUCAAAACUACUAGUUCUCGUGAAAGAACUAGUGAGCAAUAGUUCUGUUUUCGAGAACGAUAGUUCCUCAGUUCAAAGUCGUGGGACCUUUUUUGCUCGCUUAACCUAACGAAACUAAGUUCUCGUUUUCUCUUUGCACAAACAAACCAUCUAUGAAAAGAACGAACGAACGGCUCUGGAGAACUAGUUCCUUCAAUAGAACUUUGCAUCACUGAACGGUUCUUUGAAAUGAACUGUUUUGCCCAUCUCUACUAAGAAUCCUUCCAGGUCGGGGAUCGAACAUACGACAACUGGCUUGUAAGACCAGAUAUGUAACUCUCCCGAUAGAAAUUUGCACGAUCGAUUCAUAUGUAAAUAGUACCCAUUUAUGAUGAUUAGUGUGUAUUAUUGUUUACAUUUCAAUCUGCAAAUCCGUGACUCUGUGAACCAGAGAUGCCGGGUCUGAAAAUUUGUUUGCAAAUCUUAUUUCUUAUAUAGUGCUACAGACAUUGUUUGUUGCAGACUUUUUUUUUGCAGACUUUUGAAAAUCGGAUUUUAUGCUUACUUUCGUCAAAAUUUACAGACUUGAAAUUUCUGUGACGUUUGUUUUGCUCGAAAAUCCGCGUAAAAUAAAACCGCGGAACUUCGGAAAUCCGAGUAAAAAAAUCACAAAACUAAGGAAAUUUUGUUGAUGUCAAAUAUCUUAAAAAUCUAUGAAACGUCGACUUCGGGACUUUGGGACCGCGUAACUUCAGAAAUCCGCAUAGAAAAAAACCCGUUAAACUAAAGAAUUUGUUUUUGAUGCCAUAUGUCUUAGAAAUGCAUGAAACGUCCAGUUCUGAUGUAAUCUCAUCAAUUUUUAGGUCUAAGAAGAGAAUUUGAGAUUUCCGAAAUCGAAAAUUAUUUUUUUGAUGCCAAAUGUCAUAGAAAUGCAUGAAACGUCAAGAUUUGGUGUAAUCUAAAAAAAAUUGUCAAAGAGUAGAUUAAAAAACAAUUUCGGGAUAACACUAGAUUUCGACGUUUCAUGCAUUUCGGAAAUCCGCGUAAAAAAGCUGCGAAAACCGCAUUAAAAUCCGCGUGAAAAAAGAGAACGCAACUGCUCGCCAUAAAGUCUAAAAAGCACAUGAGAGCCGGACCUGAGCGUUUGAUGCUUUGCACUACGCAGAAGGCCUUAUUUGGCUGCUGUAGGUCGAAAGUCCUCACCACAACGUCCAAUUCUGUGUAAAGCACAAGAAGAAGUGACCAUAGUUUACCUUUUUGUACUCGUCCAGUUGAACAUCGGGACUGAGACUCUCUGAUAAAACCGUUUGUCUCGGGUGCGAGAAACGCAAGCAAGCGUCAUGAACUUUCCUCAUUGUUUCCAAAAAGCUCGAGAAUCAAAAUUUUUGAGUUACUAACACUGUUGAAUAUUUAAUCAUAGAUUACUGAUUAUAUUUCUGAUGGCAUGAAGAAAAAAUUAUGUUGUUUUUAGUACAACUCGAGAUAUUUACGAUUAAGUUCUACCCAUUCUUCCACAAGGUGAAUUUUGAAAAGGUGUCCCAUAGUAAACUAAGACAUACUCACGUCAAAAUUUAUGAAGGGCAAGCUUCGGAGACCAUAAAAUUUUUAGCGCUGUUUUGGAAUAUAGUUAUUUUUACCAGUUUUGUGUUAAUUCUUAGGAAUCCACGCUUUUAUUGCAUUAUGUGAAGCUUCAAGAAAGUUUGUUGAUUAUGUUCGUGAGAAUUUAUGUUUCGGGUUAAAAAAUAAGGUGGUGUGGCGUCUAUCCCCUAUAAUCGGUAUAGAUUCCGUAACGCUCUACAAUAAGAUAUUGUUACUAAAAUGAAAAAAUAAUUAUAAAAACUAAUAGUUAAAAAAAUAAUUCAUGAUCAGUCUCAUUGACCAUGUACUUGGAAAAUUUUAUUUUAUUUGCUUAACUUGUUUGCUUAUGAGUUGAAGCACAACAAUGAAUGAUAAUCUUUUUGUAUAAAAAUAUCGAACAUUCAUUGAAUAACAUAAAAAAUGUUAAAAGUCUUUUUUCUCACCUGAUGUGUGGCAUCUCGCCCGGUUUUUUUUUCUAUUAAAAUAUAAUUAUCAGAAACAAAUUUUAUUAUUCAAACGCAAAAUUUUUUUUCCAUAUGUCGUAGGAUCCUUAAUUUUUUAAUAACAAUAGGUUAAGUUUUGAAGAAAUAUUGAUUUUUAAAAUGCUGCGACAUCUCACCCGGACUACAUGCCUGAGUCUUCCACAAAUAUUGGACUUUUUGACACAAAUGGGGAACUUCUUCCAAACAAGAACUUAACACAACGUACCUCAAACUAGUGACCAAAAAUUAUUAGGUAUUGGGUAUAAUUUGGUGUUGGUUGAAGGAAAUAUAUUUUAGCUAGCUUAUCUCAGUUUAUCAGAUUUUUAUUGGGGUCAUAGAUCACAAAGAUAUAUUGAACCACGUAAUAAUAAAUGUUGUAUAACCGAAUGCACAAAGAUAAAGUUCGGAAAUAAAUCACUUGGGUCGUUGUUAUUAAUGAAUGGAUGAAAUGGAAAUCAUUUGGUGUGCAUGGUGUGUAACUGUUGUUUAUUUUUGUUCCUUGUUCUGAUGAAUAAAAACGCUUAUCUUGUGUUUGCUCUGGAGUUUAUCGAUUAGUUAAAUGCAUAGUCGACUAGUAGGGGUUGUUGUUAAUCUUCAUCGGGCAGGCAAUUCCAGUUCAACAGUUUCGAUGUAAGCGAAACGAGUAUCGAGUAGU